Culex pipiens pallens (northern house mosquito) is the source of this 753-nucleotide messenger RNA. It is a transcript of the gene Srp19, whose product is annotated as signal recognition particle 19 kDa protein. Gene Ontology annotation, molecular function: 7S RNA binding. Gene Ontology annotation, cellular component: signal recognition particle, endoplasmic reticulum targeting. Gene Ontology annotation, biological process: SRP-dependent cotranslational protein targeting to membrane; SRP-dependent cotranslational protein targeting to membrane, signal sequence recognition. The record is from RefSeq and is a predicted model, not a curated record. The transcript has 3 exons. The coding region runs from base 77 to 598 and encodes 173 amino acids. NCBI's taxonomy places the organism in Eukaryota, Metazoa, Arthropoda, Insecta, Diptera, Culicidae.
AACAAAGUGGUUCUGUUGUUUUGAUCCGAUUUUCAAACAGACUUUCACUAGUUUCCGGCGCGAGUUACCGCAAAAGAUGGCCCACGCGCAAGCCCCGCUGCGCCCGUUCAACACGCCCGGCCUGCUGCACUCGGACCGCGAGCGCUGGGUGUGCAUCUAUCCGGCGUACCUGAACCGGAAGAAAACCCGCCAGGAGGGACGGCGGCUGCCGCUGGCCCACUGCGUGGACAAUCCGACCUUCCAGGAGAUCCGGGACGUGCUGCAGGUGCUCAAGCUGAACGUGAUCGUCGAGAACAAGCUGUACACGCGGGAGAAGAGCAAGGAACUCGCCUACCGUGGCCGCAUCCGGGUCCAGCUGCGCCAGGACGACGGCGAACCCGUGCUGGAGGAGUACUCGACCCGGGACAGCGUGCUGCUCUAUCUGGGCGAUACGAUUCCGCAGCUGAAGACACGCAUGGGCAGGGCGGAAAACGCGACGCUGCUGCAGCAAGCCUCGUCGUCCAGCGGUGGAGCCGGCGGUAGUGGUGGUGGCGCUGGCGGAAGCAGUUCCGGCGGCGGCGGACAGUCCCACAAAAAGGGCAAGGGCAAGAGGCGAUGAAGGAGGAGUCGGGAUGAGAACAGUAUUUUGUUCGAAACCUUUACAAAAGUGCGUUUGCUUUGCGACGGAUAAACGUGGAAUGCGUCUUCGAAAGCUCAGAAGAAGGGGUUUGGUCGCUGAAAUUUAAUUAAUAAAUUGAAAUGUAACGCUUUGAA